Plectropomus leopardus (leopard coralgrouper) is the source of this 1313-nucleotide messenger RNA. RefSeq names its product basic leucine zipper ATF-like transcription factor 3 (gene batf3). Gene Ontology annotation, molecular function: DNA-binding transcription factor activity, RNA polymerase II-specific; RNA polymerase II cis-regulatory region sequence-specific DNA binding. The record is from RefSeq and is a predicted model, not a curated record. Gene Ontology annotation, biological process: regulation of transcription by RNA polymerase II. Lineage: Eukaryota; Metazoa; Chordata; Actinopteri; Perciformes; Serranidae. Gene Ontology annotation, cellular component: nucleus.
UGCCUGGUUUGUUUGAAAUCUCCUUCAACUCGAUGCCCAGUGCACAAAUAACACUUUAUUUUCUGAGAGAGUCAGAGUGCAGGAUAUCCUCCUGUUUUUCUUAUUUUAAUGCACCUUUAAAAAAAAUCUGUGAUGUCACACCAUGGUUCUUCCUGCCCAUCUCAUCAGAAGAAUAUCAAGAAUAACCUCCUCUGUGAAGGAUAUGAGGGUUCAGAGGAUGAAGGCAGGAGGCUGAAGAGGAGAGAGAAGAACAGAGUUGCAGCCCAGAAGAGUCGGAAGAGACAAAUACAGAGAGCUGACCUUCUGCAUGAGGCCUGUGAGCUGCUGGAGCAGAAGAACAGGAAGCUGAGAAGAGAGGUGGAUUCUCUGUCUGAGGAGCAGCGUCUGCUGUCCGAGACACUCAGGGCCCAUGAGCCAUUUUGUCCCGUCAUGCACUGCUCCUUUGCCUCAUGCACCUCGUCCAGCCUGCAGCCUGACACUAUGGCAGCCCGCGCUGUCUGAGGCAAUGAUGUGUCUGACCACAGUGAACAGUGCAGGUCUCCUCUGAAGUUACUUUUUGUGUAAUGCCCCAUCAAACUACUAGAAGGCGCUGUUCACCGAGUUCAGGGAUAAAGUGGUGACUCAACAGGUGUAAUGUGCUACGGGAUUUAUAAUCAGAGGAAGGCGCGCCCUCUGGUGGUUUAAGGUAUUUCAGCAGUUCAUGCCCAUAAUAUAGUUAGAGACUUUGUCACACUAUACAUUUAAUUCCCACUAUACAAAUGAUUUGACUCAAUUUUCAGCUCGCAGAUGAGAAAAAAUGAAACAUUCAGUUCAACUUGUUGUAUGCAAGUCUGGUUUUACAGAAUGACUUCUUUCAUUAAGUCAUUUAUUAUAGUUUUUCUCUGUUGUAUGAGUGCAUGACUUUUACUGAUGUCACAUCUGUAGAAGAAAAAAAAAAAAAAAAAAGCAAAUACAUAUUUUAGCUAUGCUUUUCAAAAACAAACUGACUAACUAACAAAAAAAUUAAAAGGAAAGACUUGUAGAUGUAGAUUUUUGUGUUUUUUUCCAGCAAUGUGGGAGGUAAAUGCCCAGUUAGUGAGAGAUUUGUUGGAAAUGGUAUUUUCAUUGAAUAGGUAUUUAAUAGUGUUGAAAAUAGACAUGAAAGACCACAAAUAUGUGAGUAUGCGAAUUCAGUGUGAACAUCUCCUUUGCAGUAAAUGUUGUAUGUGCUGUCUUUAUGUUCAAUGAAGUUAAAAAAAAAAGUUAGUGUGAUGUGUUAAUCUGAGGAGUAAAAUCUUUGACAUUCUGUUAACAUAAUAAAACCAUACAAUCAC